Aphidius gifuensis is the source of this 2674-nucleotide messenger RNA. Its product is annotated as 1-acyl-sn-glycerol-3-phosphate acyltransferase gamma-like. The transcript has 7 exons. Bases 400 to 1560 code for a protein of 386 amino acids. Lineage: Eukaryota; Metazoa; Arthropoda; Insecta; Hymenoptera; Braconidae. Gene Ontology annotation, cellular component: endomembrane system. Gene Ontology annotation, molecular function: 1-acylglycerol-3-phosphate O-acyltransferase activity. The record is from RefSeq and is a predicted model, not a curated record.
ACAUAUGUACGUUAUCAUAUUGAGUCAUAUAUGUGAUACACAACAAUACACAUAUACUAAAUGCAAAUGAAAUCAACCGAUGAUUCGAUGAACGUGUCAGUUUUUGUCUAAUUAAAGUUGGCUUGAUAGUUUGAUACUAACUCGCACGUUUUUUUUUUCUCUAAAUUUUAAUAAUACCUAUAUUGUAUUGAUUUUGAGAAAUUAGUUUAUAUUUUUUCAACAAGUGAAAAAAAGUGUUUAACACUGGAUCAUUUAUUUAUUUAAAUAAAAACUAAUGAUAAUUAAAAACAAAUUUUCUUUUAUUUAAUCAAGUUAGGACUACUUGUGUGCAUUUGACGAAAGAUUAAGAAAAAAUAUAUAAUCACGCACAUGCCUAAUUGAUAAAAAACAAAAAACAAAAUGGGAUUUGUGAAGUCAUUUAAAAGAUCAACAGUGGUCCAUUUGAUGUUUGCUACUUCAUUUUUUACAUCAGGAAUUAUUAUUAAUGUAUUUCAAAUAAUAUUGUAUUUGGGAGUUAAACCAUUUUCAAAAUAUUAUUAUCGUAAAAUUAAUUAUUAUUUGUGUUAUUCAUUUUAUUCACAAUUGGUAUUUCUGGGAGAAUGGUGGUCAGGAAGUACCAUUGAAAUUUGGAUUAAAGAAGGUGAUUAUGAAAAAUAUUUUGGCAAAGAGCAUGGAUUUUUAUUGAUGAAUCAUAGCUAUGAAAUUGACUGGCUUGCUGGUUGGAUAUUUUGUGACAGAAUACAAGUAUUAGGUAACUGCAAAACAUAUGCUAAAAAAUCAAUUCAAUAUAUUCCAACACUUGGAUGGGCAUGGAAAUUUGCAGAGAGUAUAUUUUUAGAAAGAAAUUGGGAUAAAGAUAAGGAUAUAAUUAGACGUCAAAUAAAAGAACUUGCAGAUCAUCCAGAUCCAAUUUGGUUAUUAUUGUUUGCUGAAGGUACACGUUUUACUCCAAAAAAACAUGAAGUAAGUGAAAAAUUUGCAAAAGAAAAAGGACUUCCAGCUCUUAAGCAUCAUUUGACACCAAGAACAAAAGGAUUUACUGAAAGUCUACCACAUUUGAGAGGUAAAAAUGCUGGAGUAUAUAAUAUACAAGUUGCAUUUGAUCCAAAUGCCACUGUUAAACCAACAAUAUCAAAUUUAUUAAAUGGUGAAAAAGUACGUGCUGUUUUUUAUAUGAAAAGAAUGUCUAUAUCAGAAGUACCAGAAGAUGAAGAAGGAGCUGCUGCAUGGUUGCACAAACAAUACGAAGAAAAAGAUAGAAUUGCUGAGAGUUUUAAUAAGACUGGAGAUUUUUUUGCAACAAGUGGAGUUGAAAGAACAAAAUUGUAUAAACCUAAAAGAAGAUAUUUUUCAUUUAUCAAUACUUUAUCUUGGGCAGUAGUUACUCUCAUACCAAUGUCGUAUUCCUUUACACAACUUGUGCUCUCUGGAUCGACAUUAUACGUAUCAAUUGCAAUAGGAGUUGCAUCAUUCUUUUAUGUGAUGAUGAGAAAAGUUAUUGCAAUGUCAGAAGUAAGCAAAACAUCUUCUUCAUAUGGUACAGGAAAAAAAACAGACUAGCGGAAUUACAAAAAAAAUAUAUUGAGUUAUCGACUCAAUUUAAUUUGGGGAGAUAAGCAAAUAAAAUUAAUUUGUCGAAUAUAUUUGUCUGAUAAAUUUUUUUAUAACUAUCAUUAGUCUCAAUUGUUUUUUUUUUUUUUCUCUACAAUUAGCAGUUUUGACAAUAGACUGAUUGUCUAAAUUAAAUUCAUGAAAUGUAUUUUUAAAUUAUUGAUUAGAGAAAAAAAAAAUUCCAUAUUAUUGACAUUAUUUAGUUUAUUUUUGAAUGAAUAUUAUAAUUUUUUUGUGACAUACUUCUUUGUUGAACAAAAUAAAAAAUCUCAUCGCUAUUUGUACAAUAUUCUUGUUGAAUAAAUAGUCAAGAAAUAAAGUACUUAAUUGUAAUAUAACAAAUAAAUAAAUACACUUGUUAUUUUUUAUUAUUAUGAGAAACAUUUUCUUUUUUUUUUUUUUUUUGUAAAUAGAUACUGAUGAUAUUUACUACACUAAAAGUAAAAAAAUAUAAUGUUUAUUUUGAUAAAAAUAAUUACUAAAUAAUGUUCACCAAAUGCAUAGAAUAUUAUUUUAUUUUUUCACCGUUUUAAAUUAUCAUUUAAACUCAAGUAAUUAUUUUUAUUUUUUAUCUUUUAUUAUUUUGCAAUGUAUAGAAUGUUUAUUGAUGUUUUUAUGUCAAUUUUAUAUAUUUAAAUUGAUUUUUUAUUAAUAUAAUAAUUAAGCAAUGAAAAAAAAUUAUAUUGUAAAUUUAUUUGCUUUAUAUUUUUAAAGAUGAUAGAUCAUAGUUAAUUUUUAAAUUCAAAUAAUUCAUUAUAAAUAUACUAGUUGGUUUUUUUUUUUUCUACUCACAUUGUUUAUCUUUAUUUUUCCAUGCCAUUGAGGGUAAUAGAUUGCAAGUUGAAUGCUCAAACACCGAUAAGAUAGUAUUUUUUUUUUACUUACCUAUUUUAAUUUUGCAAUUAUCCAAUUUUUUUUUUCAUACGAUUGUAAGUCAACACAACGUUUUUAAAAUUUUUACAUUCUACACUGAAUAAAAAAUAAUUAUUCUUUCUUUUUUUGUUACCUUGUUUUUGUUUUACAUUUUAAAUGGGAUUAUUUGAGGUAAUAAAAAGAUCAUCUU